This is a messenger RNA of Sinocyclocheilus anshuiensis, 600 nucleotides long. RefSeq names its product protein ABHD8-like. Gene Ontology annotation, biological process: phosphatidic acid biosynthetic process; lipid homeostasis. Gene Ontology annotation, molecular function: carboxylic ester hydrolase activity; lysophosphatidic acid acyltransferase activity. Gene Ontology annotation, cellular component: mitochondrion. The annotation marks the transcript as partial. The record is from RefSeq and is a predicted model, not a curated record. Lineage: Eukaryota; Metazoa; Chordata; Actinopteri; Cypriniformes; Cyprinidae. The transcript has 3 exons.
ACACCGGGGUCGGGGGACGCAGGACCGGCUACAGAUACCAAACCUGCACCGCAGCAGGAUCUGCAGCAAGUGCAGCGCAGACAGCGCAAACCCAAGCGCUCCAUUGUGAUUGAUUGUGAGCGGAAGAUCACAUGCUGCAAAGGUACUCACCCCGACGUGGCCUUGUUUUUCAUACAUGGAGUCGGGGGGUCGUUGGAUAUCUGGGGAAGCCAACUGGACUAUUUCUCCCAACUUGGUUAUGAGGUCAUUGCCCUGGACCUGGCCGGCCAUGGUACAAGUUCAGCUCCUCAGAUUCCCGCUGCCUAUACCUUUUAUGCUCUGGCUGAGGAUGUUAGAAUCAUCUUCAAGCGAUAUGCAAAGAGGCGGAAUAUUUUAGUAGGACACUCUUAUGGUGUCUCGUUUUGUACCUUCCUGGCUCAUGAGUAUCCGGAACAAGUUCAUAAAGUUGUGAUGAUUAACGGUGGAGGUCCCACAGCACUCGAGCCAAGUCUCUGCUCUGUCUUCAAUUUGCCCACAUGUGUCCUUAAUUUCCUGUCUCCGUGCCUCACCUGGAGCUUUCUCAUGGCUGGAUUUGCCCAUCAGGGAACGAGAGAAAAGAAA